Molecule: messenger RNA, 393 nt
Organism: Dichotomopilus funicola
Lineage: Eukaryota; Fungi; Ascomycota; Sordariomycetes; Sordariales; Chaetomiaceae
Exons: 2
Coding region: 1-393 (130 amino acids)
Source: RefSeq, a predicted model, not a curated record
AUGCAUCCUACAACACUCUUCACCUUCACUCUCCUCUCCCUGACCGCCUCCGCCCUCCCCCUCAACAUCAACCUCGGCGCUUACUCGCCUGCCCUGGUGGUCGGUGAUGGUGCGAUCUCCUUCGAAGGAGAAGGGGAAGGGGCAGCAGGCAGGAACGGCGUAGCCAGCAUCGUCAACGCCCUCCAGGGCGCCGCUACCAACGAAGCGGGCGCAUCCGUGGCGAAUGCUAAUGGUGCCGCGGUUGUUGCCGGUGCUGGGAAUGGCCAGGCAGAAGGGGCGCCGCCGCCGAUUGUGGCGGCUGCUGUUGCGGAGGGCCCCAGUGGGGUAUUGAAUGAUCCGACUGCUGCGUUACCGACACCGGGGGCCGCGAAGCUUCUUGACCCGCGAGAGUGA